Molecule: messenger RNA, 1641 nt
Organism: Phlebotomus argentipes
Lineage: Eukaryota; Metazoa; Arthropoda; Insecta; Diptera; Psychodidae
Gene: inaF-D
Product: putative transmembrane protein INAFM1
Exons: 2
Coding region: 677-1255 (192 amino acids)
Source: RefSeq, a predicted model, not a curated record
CCUUCAGCACUCGAGAGAGAGACUCCCGAGAGUGCCUUCAGUUUUUCAUCGACUCCACUCAAUGUGGCACAUUUCUCGCGCUAAUCCUCACAUAUUUGGACUGAUUUCCAUCUCAAUUUUCACGCCAGCAAACAAACAAUUUGCCAUCACUUUGUCCAUCUCAUCGCCAAACAUAGCAAAUCAGUGAUCAUUUGGCGUGUGAUCGAGUGGACGAGAGCGGGAUUCUCGUGGCCAGUGACUGUGAAGGAGACGCAAAAGCACAUAUUUUGGAUGUAGACCAGAGGCUGUUUAGCAAAUAUUGUGCAAAUUUCCAUCCCGUGGCAGGCUGUUUAUGUUAUGAGUCCGUAAAUAUAGCCAGUGAUUGGUGUGAGCUCGUGAAUCCCACAAAUUGCUCCUCAUUAGCCAGUGUUGGGUCGCAGUGCAGCUGAGAAAACUCUCAAGGCUCAAUUGCGAGAGUUCAGGCAUAAAUCACAGUCCUGGCAAGCGCGCGGCCCUCCUGCACAGGCAAAUUCCGCGGUGAAUUAUUUUGAUGAUCCAUUAACCCAAUUUCUGGUUAUUUACCUCGAUAUAAUGUUCGAAUCGAUCGGCGGUGUUGUGUUUUAAAAAGAACGCGCCGAGCACGAGUGAAGAGGGAGCGGAAAAGGGUCAGAUGAUGUGAGAAGUGCACUUGGUCAGAAUGAGCUACAAGAGCAACUACAAUCCCGAGGAGAAGAUCAUCCUGGCCAGAGACGAUGCCAAGGAUCGCCUGUACGAGCCGAAGCCCAACAAGAAGGCCAUCCGAAUACUAACGGUGGCCGCGUAUGUCCUGUGCGUCUCCUUGGCGGCUAUUAUGCUCUCCCUGUACUACAUAUUCCUCUGGGAUCCCACCGUGAAGCCGUCGAUGCACGCCAAAGUGCCCAACUGCGAUAAAACCAUCAUCCCCGAGAAUGUGGCCAUAAAACUAGCAAAUUCAUCGGAAAUCUCACCAGAGCAGUUCUUCAAGAUCUUCCUCAAGCGCUACCAAGCGUACCAGGACGCAAUCUCCCGCCCAGAUGGUGUGUAUGAGCUGAGGCAGCUGCCGGAGGAGCCCAUCGUGAGGGCCACGAAGAGCGCGCAGGACUUCAGGAGUGCGCUGAGAAACGACACGGAGAGCGAUGACUCGGAAGGGGAUGAUGACGUGGAGUCCAGUGGUCAGAAUGAGUUGUCGUACUCCCACAUUUCCAAUGACACAGUGCUCCUCUUCGAUCAGGACAAUGUCAUCACGAACACUUACUAGCCACACAUUCAGAAGAUCUUUUUGCAGUAGCAGGAAUUUGUAGAAACAUAAGUGAGAAAUGACCUCCACUCUGCAGAUGGAAUUACGCAAAUUACUUGUAUGUUUUCAAAACAGUGUUCCGGAAGAGUUAUUUGGGAGUUAUAAACACUGAAAUGCCAGAAGGAAAUCUGCAAUCACUCAACUUAUUACGUGUGAAUUUGAACUACAACUAAAAAGCAGCAUUUUAUAGGAAAGGACAAUGAUUUCUGUCUAGAUUUUCAGUGUUUACAACCCCUUGGGAGGAUGCUAAAACACCCCUGACUUUAAGAAUACCCUUGACCAAUGUGUAGCAUCUCCAGAGUAGUGUUGGGGGCGCCUUUAGGACGUGCUAGUUAUAAGUUAUAUGC